UCAGCCCGGCUCAUCUACACUCAGCCCCGCACUUCUUGGCUCUCCCCCCAACCCCUCCUGGCGUCUCCGCUCAGCCCCGCGCAUCUCAGCACAGCCUCCCCGCUUCUCUGCACAACCACCCCUCAGCUGUCACGAUGGGUGAAUCAAAUGAAGACAUAGACCAGAUGUUCAGCACUUUGCUGGGGGAGAUGGAUCUCUUGACCCAGAGUUUAGGAGUGGACACUCUUCCUCCUGCAGAACCCAAGCCACCCCGAGAAGAGUUUAACUUCAGUGUGGGGUUUAAGGAUUUAAAUGAGUCCUUAAAUGCACUGGAAGACCAAGAUUUAGAUGCCCUCAUGGCAGAUCUGGUAGCAGAUAUAAGUGAAGCCGAACAGAGAACCAUCCAGGCUCAGAAAGAGUCCUCUCAGAAUCAAGGUCACUCAGCACUUCUGGAGGCCUCAGAUGGCCAGGGUACAGCCCCAAGAGGUUAUGGAGCAAAUGCUGCUGCUUUUGAUGUUAGCGACUACGAGGAAGCUUUACCACCUCCACCAGCAGAUCCCAUGCUAGACCUUCCACCCCCUCCACCUCCUCCUCCUCCUAAACCUCUCUCUAAAGAAGAAGAAGAAGCCCAAGCAAAGGCUGAUAAGAUUAAGUUAGCACUGGAAAAGCUGAAGGAAGCCAAGGUUAAGAAGCUUGUAGUUAAGGUGCACAUGGGUGACAACAGUACCAAGUCACUGAUGGUGGAUGAGCGACAGUUGGCUCGGGAUGUUCUCGACAAUCUUUUUGAAAAAACCCACUGCGACUGCAAUGUGGACUGGUGCCUUUAUGAAAUAUAUCCCGAAUUGCAAAUUGAGAGAAUUUUCGAAGACCAUGAAAAUGUUGUUGAAGUCUUAUCAGACUGGACAAGAGACACAGAGAACAGAGUACUGUUUUUAGAGAAAGAGGAAAAAUAUGCUGUGUUUAAAAACCCUCAGAAUUUCUACCUGGAUAAUAAGGGGAAAAAAGAAAAGGAAAGCAAUGAGAAAAUGAAUGCUAAAAACAAAGAAUACUUACUUGAGGAAAGUUUCUGUGGCACAUCCAUCAUAGUGCCGGAACUCGAAGGAGCUCUUUAUUUGAAAGAAGACGGGAAGAAGUCCUGGAAACGGCGCUACUUCCUUCUGAGAGCUUCUGGAAUCUAUUAUGUACCCAAAGGAAAGACAAAGACAUCCCGAGACCUGGCGUGUUUCAUACAGUUCGAAAAUGUUAACAUUUACUAUGGGAUUCAGUGCAAAAUGAAAUACAAAGCGCCCACUGACCACUGCUUUGUUUUAAAGCAUCCUCAAAUUCAGAAGGAGUCCCAGUACAUCAAGUAUCUUUGCUGUGAUGAUGCAAGAACUCUCAGCCAGUGGGUUAUGGGAAUAAGGAUUGCCAAGUACGGGAAGACUCUCUAUGAUAACUAUCAGCGGGCUGUGGCAAGAGCUGGACUCGCCUCUCGGUGGACGAACCUGGGGACUGCCAGUACACCAGCUCAGCCUGCUGCAGGACUUAAAACAGGCACCAGCCAGCCCAAUGGUCCAAUGCCCCAGGCCGCGCCUUCUCCUGGUCCUCCUCUCCGAGAGACCCUGACACAAACUGAAACAACUAAGGAUGAAAAGCAAGGCUUGGCUAACCACUCCCCAGGAGCAAGCAGGGAGAACCACCGCCCUAAGAGCAGCCUGCUUCCACCACCCCCUCCAGUAAGACGAUCUUCGGACACCUGUGGCAGCCCUGCCUUGCCACCCAAGGCCAAGGGCCCUGGCAGCUGCACCUUCACCGCCCAGCCCGAGAACUUCCUGCCACCACCACCACCGCCGCCGCCCCAGGAGGACGACAACAGCAUGCUACUCCCGCCACCCCCACCCCCAGCCUACCUCGAUGAGCCACCGGAUUUCGUGCCACCACCCCCACCGCCUGCAACUAUUGAAGACUCUUCAUUGCCACCCCCGCCGCCACCCCCACCCUGUCUCUCCCAGGAGAUAACCAAGUCAUCUCCAUUGCCCGCCAAAAAGCUCCCAGUGCCCCCCAAGAGGCAAGAGAACCAAGGACUCCCUGGUGCCCCAAGGAACACGGAGCAAGAUUUUAUGUCAGACCUCAUGAAAGCAUUGCAAAAGAAAAGAGGCAACGUACCCUAGAGACAUGUCAGCAUCUGGGACGCUCUCUAGCUAGAUCCAUAUUUUGGUACUCUGCUGUCAUGCAUCUUGUUCAUUUUAGUAAAAUUUUUUGCCACUAGAAAUAAUGUAAAAACUCUUCACUGUUGUGCAUACUGUGUUCAUAGCCAUUAGACUAGCUGUAUUUGGAGUUUCUAACUGUAUACAUCCAAGCACACACACAUGCACAUCCUGUAUGUUUUCACCUGGAUGGAUUUUUAUCUUGCAGUACAAGUUAACUGAAAUGAUAUUCUGAAUAUGUUUCUGUGUGCUCAGAAGGCACAAAUUUUUAAAAUUAAAGUUUGUCUGAAAAUGGUA
This is a messenger RNA of Rattus rattus (black rat), 2462 nucleotides long. It is a transcript of the gene Apbb1ip, whose product is annotated as amyloid beta precursor protein binding family B member 1 interacting protein. The transcript is spliced from 14 exons. Gene Ontology annotation, cellular component: plasma membrane; cytosol. The record is from RefSeq and is a predicted model, not a curated record. Gene Ontology annotation, biological process: signal transduction. The coding region runs from base 135 to 2129 and encodes 664 amino acids. Lineage: Eukaryota; Metazoa; Chordata; Mammalia; Rodentia; Muridae.